This is a messenger RNA of Dunckerocampus dactyliophorus (ringed pipefish), 3377 nucleotides long. It is a transcript of the gene cdk20, whose product is annotated as cyclin-dependent kinase 20. The transcript has 9 exons. Gene Ontology annotation, biological process: protein phosphorylation. Lineage: Eukaryota; Metazoa; Chordata; Actinopteri; Syngnathiformes; Syngnathidae. Gene Ontology annotation, molecular function: cyclin-dependent protein serine/threonine kinase activity; ATP binding. Gene Ontology annotation, cellular component: nucleus. The record is from RefSeq and is a predicted model, not a curated record. Bases 339 to 1373 code for a protein of 344 amino acids.
UCAAAAACAAGAAGAAGCGUCAACGUAAACAAACAUGGCUGACGGCUAACAUCCGCAGUGCGAGCUCGUUAAACAAAUUAUGUAUGAUUGUAUUUUAACCUUUACGAAAAGCGGCAUAGAAAAUGGAUGGUUGGAUGGAUGUAUUUCAACCUGCCGUGAUUGGAUAAGACGUUAUAUCACAAUAUAUGUAUCAACUAUGUAUAUAAAACGUUACCGCAUGUCGUUGUUUACAGCAACGACUUGACGGUAGCUUAGCUAGCAGGUUACCAAAGCAACGGUAGCCCAUUUUAACAUUUCUGGAGUGGUUCUGUCGUCUAAAGGUCCUAUGGGGUGAUGUCAUGGAGCAGUACAGCAUUCUGGGCCGCGUAGGAGAAGGCGCUCAUGGCAUCGUGUUCAAGGCCAAACACAUGGAGACGGGAGAGACGGUGGCGCUGAAGAAGGUGGCUCUUAGGCGUCUGGAGGACGGCAUUCCCAACCAGGCCCUGCGGGAGAUCAAAGCCCUGCAGGAAAUUGAGGACAACCAACACGUGGUGACGCUGAGAGAGGUCUUCCCUCACGGGACGGGCUUCGUCCUGGUCUUUGACUUCAUGCUCUCUGACCUCUCGGAGGUCAUCAGGAACUCCCAGCGACCUCUGACCACAGCGCAGGUCAAAGGUUACAUGCUGAUGUUGCUGAAGGGCGUGGCCUUCUUGCAUCACAACAACAUCAUGCACCGAGACCUGAAGCCUGCCAACCUCCUUAUUAGCUCCUCAGGACACCUCAAGAUCGCUGACUUUGGUCUGGCCCGCCUCCUCAGCCAGCACCAAGAGCGUCUGUAUAGCCACCAGGUGGCCACCAGGUGGUAUCGUGCUCCUGAGUUGCUUUAUGGAGCCAGAAAGUAUGACAAGGGGGUCGACUUGUGGGCAGUAGGUUGUAUUUUCGGGGAAUUGCUGAACUCGUCUCCUCUGUUUCCUGGAGAGAACGACAUCGAGCAGCUGUGUUGUGUACUAAGGGUGCUUGGGACGCCCACGUGCGACACCUGGCCUGAAAUGGUGGACUUGCCAGAUUACAACAAAAUCACCUUCAAGGAGAAUCCCGCCAUCCCAUUGGAGGAGCUCAUCCCCGACUCCUCCCCCCAGGCCAUCCACCUGCUCAACAAGUUCCUGGUUUAUCCGUCCAAGCAGCGCUGCCCCGCCCAGCAAGCUCUCCUCCACGAGUACUUCUUCUGCUCUCCACUUCCUGCUCACCACUCGGAGCUGCCCAUCCCUCAGAAGGGUGGCGGCCAUCCCCACCCGAGGCUGCAGGCGGCGCCCUCCGACUUUUCAACUGACCUUCCCCUGAAGAACAGCGUCGUUAACCCUGCGCUGCUGUGGAGACACGCCUCCUGCCUGUGAUUGGUCCAAUGAAAGUAUCGUAGAUGAACAACACGUGCGCGCCAGUGGCGGCAUCGCUCAUUAACAUUAAAAGGUCACUUUCAUCAUCCCCUUUCCUGCUCAUUUAUGUUAGAUUUCAUUAAGUAUGUCAUGACAGUCACAUAGGACUGGGAGGAGUCAGCAGAGGGGUGGGACCUCAUCGCAGUGCAUUAUGGGACUUGUAGUUUUUCCUCAAGCCAAACCAGAAGAAAACUGACAUGUUUAAUAAUUUGUUAAACGUUUCAUCAGGCCAUAAAAGACACAGAGACAAGAAGUGGACAUGACAAAGGUUGGGGGGGAGACAUCUUGUGGGUGAAGGCUGAAGUAAACGAGGCACUUUGUUACCACUCAGCUGCAGGAUGUCGGCCAUAUUGGCUGUUGCUAUAGAAACAAAUUGUUCAUUGGGCUGCAUCACCGUAGCGAUGAGAAUACUGACAGCCAGCAGGACUGGGCGUGUGUGUAUAUGGCUCUAGUUCAACUUCUAAAGGUUUUUCCAGAACAAGCAAGCAAGUAGUUUCUAUACUCUUUUGUCAUCAUCAUAAUAAUGUCAUUUCAGUUUAGAAAAAUUUUAAAAAAUGAUUGACAUGCUUGGAAGGGGUGGGGUCAAAGUUCAGCCAAGAUCUUUGCAUAUGGUUUAAAGUUUUACUGGCCACGCCUCUUUUCUCGUCCACCAGCCAGUUUGCUCCUCAGCAUCCAAUCACAUGCAGGAAGAGGCGGUUCUUGUCCAGAAAAGCCCUUAAAUGUCUAAAAAACAAAGCUGUGCCGACAUCCAAUCAGAGAGAGAGUCCAGCCAUUCGGCCUCGCCCACCGAGACGACGGCCAGUCAGAACCUGCAUGAGUUUGUGUGGGCUGGGCUCCAACCAGGGGCCUGGCACCUCUUGCUGCGUCAGCCCAGCUCUCCCCCAAUCAAAAACCUGUGCUGUGUCGGCCCCCGAUUGGCUGUCGUGUGAUUGGCUGUCGGACAGGCGCUGGUCUUCAGCAGCAUCCAGCGGCAUCAGGAAGGAGAAGGCCACUUGCUGAGGAGCACCAGAGCUCCCACAAUGCUUUGCGUCGCUCUUCUCCUUUCCCAUCUUCCUCCUCUUCUUCUCCUCCUCCUUCCGCAUCUUCCUCUUCUCUCUCAUCUUUCUCCUCUCCUCCUCCUUGGUCUCCUCCUCCACUAGGUCCAGGUCCAGAUCAGGAGGCCGUCGUCCUCCUCUGUUUCUUGGUUUGCUUCCUCUGGUGGUCCUCCUCCUAUUGUCUCCUCCUCCCCAGUGUGUGCUGUAGGGGGUGGUCGUCAUGGUGACAGCCUCCUGCUCCUCCUCAUGUGAGGGGUGGGAGGAUGAGUCUUCCUCAAGGCCUAUCAGAGACACAGGGACACAAUUAGCCGCACUUCCUCAAAUCGUCACUAGCGACUGCCGACACACACACACACACCCAUACAAUAUGCAUAUGCAUAUGCAUAUUUAGGGUAUUAGGACUGUAAAUCUCUUUGUGAUAGAUGAUUCGAUAUGCAUAUAGAUACACGGGUUUAUCCAUCCAUUUUCAAAAACCAUAUUUCCAAAACCGAACGAUUUGGUACAAACACUAUGAUACGAUUAGAUACGAUUUUACGGUUACAUUUGUUGAUGUAGACCAGGGGUCACCAACGUGUUGCCCGCGGGCACCAGGUAGCCCCCCACGACCACAUGAGGUGUCCGCAAGCCUGCUUUUCAUUUGGGUUUUAAGUUAAUAAUGAAAGAACAGUAGAAAGAAAUGCAUUCUGAAAUACAAAAUGUGAGUUGUGGACACCAGCAUUGUGUUAAUGUUCUGGUAAAACAAGCAUAUUCGCUUUGUUUGGGUUUAAAAUAAACUCUGAAAAUAAAUGUUACAAAAAUGAGUAGCUCUUGGCCAUUUUCAUUUUGUAAAAGUAGCUCUCACAAGGAAAAACGUUGGUGACCCCUGGUGUAGACAUUAAUCUUAGACCCUAAAAUAAAUAUUCUAUAAAAUUCUAGAAAAGUGUCAUUCUUA